Chaetomium fimeti is the source of this 3361-nucleotide messenger RNA. RefSeq names its product armadillo-type protein. Gene Ontology annotation, biological process: chromatin remodeling. The record is from RefSeq and is a predicted model, not a curated record. NCBI's taxonomy places the organism in Eukaryota, Fungi, Ascomycota, Sordariomycetes, Sordariales, Chaetomiaceae. The transcript has 4 exons. Bases 141 to 3215 code for a protein of 1024 amino acids. Gene Ontology annotation, cellular component: cytoplasm.
ACCAAAUCCACGAACAGAGCAUCUGUUGAUGUUAGGUUUAUCGGCGUCAUCUAAAAAACCGGCGAAGCCUGGAUGUUUCCUCGCUAUUUGCAUCUCCGCCUACAAGGGGCAAGAAACCUAGGUGCGCUCUCACCGAAAUUAUGGCGACCGCUUCCCCCGUAACUCAACGAACUGAGUUCUUCCAGCAACUAAAACGUGUCUGUAUUCCCCUCAGCCAAUUUGCACUCGGCCCAAAAAGCAAACCUGUCGACUCCAAGGAGGUCCUCAAGUUGCUAGAAUCGCUCAUCAACCUCUGGACUACCCAAGCAGACAAGGAUGGCUCUAUCCUGGACGACAAACUCGCUGACUAUGUCUUCUUUCCCAUCUCCCACCUCCUCCGAGACCGUGACCGGUAUCCCAUGCGGGUCAUCGAAGCCAUCAUCCGCCUGCUUCGGCUGCUCAUUCAGCAUGGUUGGAAAGCAAAGGCAUCGCCACAGCUCUUUCAACAACUCUUAGUCUUCCUCUCAUUCAUCGUCGGGGGUGUUCCAGAUCAGCCGAAGCAAGACAUGCCCGAGGAGACCAUCGUUGAGGGCUUCCGCACGCUUGCUGCUCUGGUCCGCAUUGCAGAGCCGUCUCACAUUGCACCGCCAGCCGAGUCAGCAGCGAAGAGCAAAACAAUACCGGCUCUUAGCCAUAGUCUCACGGUGAUGCUAGACGGUGUUUCCGAGGGUGUUGUGCCCUUGGUUCAGCUCGAGGCGGCCCAAUGUUUACACACGGUGUUCACCACCAUCAAGGACAAUACUGUCCUUGCGCAGUUCAUCCCCGGCACGAUUCUCCAGCUGGUCCUCGUGACCGUGCUCGCCGACAUCAAAGUCAGAUCGCUCGUCAGGGAACUGGAAAAGUCAAGUACAACAGAAAGUGAUGCGACGACUAAAGAUUCAGCCUCCUCGGAGAAUUUAACACCUUCCUGGCUAAAGGCAACUGCAUCUCAGGUCAAGAUUGCGUUGUCGGCUGUCCUCAAGCUUCGGGCAAAUGAGUCCGAAGAACUCCAAUCUGCUCUUCACAGGCUCUGCAUCAGCCUUCUUGACGAAUGCCACGCCUCACUUGCUGACUGCCGACCGAUGUUCGUGGAAACUGCCAUGAUGCUGGAAGAUCAAGAUACACAAUCCCGCCUUGAGACUAGCCUCCAAGACCUUGCCGGCGUCCAUGCGGAGCUCGGAGACAGCAUCAAAGUGGCACUGUACAGUUGGAUCACAGGCCUGCCCCGGGUCAUGCAGUCAAGCGAUGAACGGGUCAAGCAGCUAGGAAUUAGGAGCAUCCUUAGGGGUACUAGACUGGCGGCCGCGCUUCAAAUGGACUCGUCAACUCUGGACGACGCACUGGGGGAUUCUCUUCGAGAUAGCAUUAUAACCCUUGUCAAAGGUUCGAAGCAGCCGAGAAUCGUAGACGAGGCUGGAGCAGACGUAUCGACAGGGACCGAUCUCGCGAGGCAUGGGGUGGAGCUGGCAGCAUACAGUCCCGUCCUGCUCGACUCGGAAGGCCAGAGGACGACAAGAAAAGAGGUCGGCGCCUUGAUAUCCCGUGUAGGCUCCUCGGUCCAGCAGGUGAAAAUUGCGACGGCCAUGUUGGGUCAUGUCCGGGACUCCGAGGGUGUCGAGCAGAUCGCUUCUUUCUGGCUGUCGUUCGAGUUGUUGAAGGCAACUUACGCACAGUCCUCAGAUCUCGACGAUUUGUUUGACCUGUCCUCGCUGGGGGAAUCACGGCACCAGGAAGAGGCCUUCCGGGAGCUCUACGACUUCUCUACCACGGUGCUAUCUGCGCACUCAGACUCCGUCGAGGCGGACUGGCGGCUUGAAGCUAUCGCACUGGAGGUAGCGGCGUUUGCGGCCUCCCGUCUGAAGACCGACUUCCAGCCAGAGCUCAUCGACGUGCUCUGCCCCAUCACAACGUUUCUCGGCUCUCAAAUACCACAGCUUCGGAGGCACGCCAUUACCACGCUGAACAUCAUUGCCGCCUCGUGCGGCUAUGAGAGCGUCUCCGAUUUGAUCGUCGAUAACGCGGACUACAUGGUGAACUCCAUAUCUCUACGACUGAAUACCUUUGACAUCUCGCCCGCGUCAACCAAAGUCCUCACCAUGGUGAUCCGGCUGACUGGGCCGAGGCUGAUUCCUUUCCUUGACGACGUCGUCGCAGCAAUCUUCGCAGCCCUCGACAACUACCACGGCUACCCCGUCUUCGUCGAGAGCCUCUUCUCCGUCCUCACCGAGAUUGUAACCCAGGGCGUCAAGUCCGACAUGCUCCUCCUCGAAGACGCCAACACCAAAACCAUCGACCAUCGCAAACGGCCCCCUCGAUCCCUUGGCGUCCCGGGCAUCCUCGACACCCUCACAGCCCGCCUCGACCGCAUCGCACGCUCAGCCAAAGAAGGAAAAGAAGAAACCACCACCCUCCCGAUACACCCCCAUCCAAAACAACCCUGGGCCCCUCCCAAAGACACCAAAUCCAAACCCCAAGACGAAGCCACCACCCUCCUCAACAAACUAACCAACACCAACACCGACCCCGACACCCAACCCCCAGAACAAGAAGAAGAACCGGAACCGCCUAUACUCCCCUCAACACCAACCUACACCCUCCUCACCCAAAUCCUCACCCAAACCCAACACCACCUAACCUCCCCGACCCCCACCCUACGCCUCGCCCUCCUCAACCUAGUCGCCACCGUGUCCCCCGCCCUGGGGCCCGACGAGAAGGCCUUCCUGCCGCUCGUGCACGCCGUCUGGCCCGUCGUGCUCGCACGCCUGCGCGAUCCGGAGCCGUAUGUGGCCGUGGCUGCGUGUGGGGCGCUGGCGGCGCUGUUCCCCGCGAGGGAGGGGGCGGCGGCGGGGGAUGGGACGAGGAUGGUGGAGAGCAGCAGCUCGGGGCCGUCUGGGGGCGCGCUGGGGAGGUUUGCGCAGGCGUCGCAGGUGUGGGAGGCGGUGCUGGGGUUGCUGACGGCGAUUGUGGCGUUUGUGAGGGUCGAGGAUGAUAUGUUUGAUGAUAUCCUCGCGCUGGUGGUGGAUGUGCUGCCGCGGCACCCCGAGCUGAGGGCCGCGUUGGAGACUAUCAAUGCCGAUGCCGUCUGGCUGGCGUUGUAUGAGCGCGGGAUGGCUCGGGCGAGGGAGGCACCGGUUGCGGAGGGUUUUGAGUUCCGUUUUGCAAGCGUGGAGAGGGGAACGGUGCAGGUUGGAGUGUAGGUAGUAUCCGUUGUGUAGUCGUGCAAGCAAGGUUGGACCUGACUACACUUGUUACAUAGUACCCGCGAACCCCACAUCCUUCUCACCCAGGUUAGGCUAGUAUUAGCCCGCAACCGAAGUUCAGUAGUUGUAACCUCCUCACUUGG